AUGGGCAAGAAGAAGGGCGCCAAGAAGAAGGGAUCCAAAAAGGCUCCAGAGAAACCGCCCAAGAUUCCAGGGCACACGCUUGGCGGGAUGCCGAUGUUCGUGCACGCGCUCUCAGGUCGACCGUUGGAGGUCACUGAGCUGCGUUUUGCCACCAUUGCCGCCCUCAAGGAACGCGUGGCCGAGCUGACCAAGUUUUCUGUCGACUGCAUGACGCUCUUGUUUCCAACGACGCCCCAGGAUCCAGAUGGUCAUUCGGUGGCUUCGAUUCGGGCCUUCCGCCCCAGCUGGCCUUGGCCAGCCGAUCUUCGCGUUCGAAUCCUUCACGACGCAGCCACGCUCUCUGCCUCUGGCCUCAAGGAGCACUCGGUCAUUUACGUCCUUGUUCGGCUGCAGGUGAUGGCUGGUACCAAUGUCUUUGAGCGCGAAGACGACCCCAUCAAGAUGAUGACCAAGCGCGCCGGCCAGCGCUUCUUGCAGCUAGCCCGUGGCCGACCCGUGGAUCCGUUUGAGACUGCUGCAGCAGCAGCAGAAGAAGCCAAGGCCAAAGUUAAGGACCCUUUUAAAAUAUAG
Molecule: messenger RNA, 570 nt
Organism: Monosiga brevicollis MX1
Lineage: Eukaryota; Choanoflagellata; Craspedida; Salpingoecidae
Exons: 2
Coding region: 1-570 (189 amino acids)
Source: RefSeq, a predicted model, not a curated record